Molecule: messenger RNA, 549 nt
Organism: Mesorhabditis spiculigera
Lineage: Eukaryota; Metazoa; Nematoda; Chromadorea; Rhabditida; Rhabditidae
Source: the annotation of a GenBank genome assembly
AUGGCGUGGAUAUUGGCCAGCACGACGGGGACCAUCGGACUCGUCUAUCUGGGCACCGGAUGUGGCGCCACCCACGACCCGAACUACCAGACCCUUGCCGGUGUCGGCGGCGACUGCUUUGGCGCCGACAAGAAGAAGGAAGGAGGCGGAGGCGGAGGAGGGGGUGGAGGCGGAGGCCCCAAAGCUCCCGAGGACAAGGGCGCCAAGGCCGCCACUGCCGAUCCCAACUACCAAACACUUGCUGGAGUCGGCGGCGACUGCUUCGGAGCUGAUAAGAAGGGAGCUGGAGGUGGCGGAGGAGGUGGAGGUGGCCCGAAGGCACCUGCCGACAAGGGCGCCAAGGCUGCGACGGCCGACCCGAACUACCAGACACUCGCUGGCGUCGGUGGCGACUGCUUCGGGGCGGACAAGAAGGGCGGAGGUGGAGGAGCGGCCAAGGGGCCCGUCGCCCCGGCCAACAAGGGCGCCAAGGCUGCCACCGCCGACCCGAACUACCAGACGUUGGCCGGCGUGGGCGGCGACUGUUUCGGAGCCGACAAGAAGAAGAAG